AUGCGAGCUAGCCGGUAUCCCCACUGGCAAACUGUGAGACUAACCACUUGGGCACUGAAAACUUUGCCGGUUGAAGAAAUCUUGACGAUUGAAGUUAAACUCGGGUGGAGAAAGGGGACCAAGAUCACUUUCCCAGAAAAAGGAAAUGAGCAACCAAACAUUAUUGCUUUGGAUCUUGUGUUUGUUAUUGACGAGAAACCUCAUCCCGAGUUUACUAGAGACAGUAACGAUUUGGUUGUGACACAAAAGGUGUCACUUGCAGAAGCUUUAACAGGCCACACUGUCCAUCUUACAACACUAGAUGGCAGGGUUCUCAAUAUUCCAAUAAACAAUGUGAUUCAUCCAAACUAUGAAAAGGUGGUCCCUAGGGAAUGGAUGCCGAGUCCUAAAGAUCCUUCAAAGAGGGGUAAUCUUACGAUCAAAUUCCCAACAAGGUUGACUCCAGAGCAGAAAGCCGGAAUUAAGAUACUACUGCCACAUUGA
This is a messenger RNA of Cajanus cajan (pigeon pea), 483 nucleotides long. Lineage: Eukaryota; Viridiplantae; Streptophyta; Magnoliopsida; Fabales; Fabaceae. The record is from RefSeq and is a predicted model, not a curated record.